CUAGGAUUCGGCGAGUCUUCUUCUUCGUGAGGUCGCAUCGCAUUCCCUGCUGCUCCCCGAUUCCAAUCGGCGGCGGGGGGAGGAAGAGAGAGGCGUAAAGGAUCCGGCGGCCAGCGAUGGGAGGUGGGGACGCGAGCGGGCUGGGCGCGGGGCCGGAGCGGGAGCAGGAGGAGGAGCAGGCGCGGAAGCGGGCGGCGGCGGCGGGGUACGACUACGAGGGGGACGCGCGCUGGGCCGAGUACUGGUCCAACGUGCUCGUGCCGCCGCACCUCGCCUCCCGCCCCGACGUCGUCGGACACCUCCAGCGCAAGUUCUACCAGCGCUACAUCGAUCGUGACUUGGUGGUCGAGCCGAUGUCAUCCAUUGGUUCCACUCAGGCGAGCAGGCCAGAAGUAAGGUCUUCAUCUUCAGCAUCCAGCGAGAGUGUUAGGCCCCGCAAUUCAGGAUCUAGUUCCAGAUCAGCUGCUCCGCCGCCGCCACCACCACAAACAGACAGGGCUGCAAAUCCUUUGCGUUUCGAUGCACGGACUAUACAUUUCUCCAUAAAUGCCUGGGUGCUGGUUGUCGCUGGUUUGGGAAUGCUUCCAAUUUUGCCAAAACAUCUUGCAGAUAGAGCUUGCAAGCUUUCUUUGCUGGGAACAAUCUUGUCCUCAGGCUAUUCUCUAUACAGUACUUAUGGGAAACCAAGAGCGUUGAACAUGCAGGCAAUUCAGGGUUGGUUGAACUCUGUACUUGGAACCAAAGAUUUUAUCCACUUAAUGUUCUCCCUUUUGCUCUUCACGUCUCAGCUGCACUUAAAGAUUGCUGCACUGCCUGUUUUCUGCUGGGCACUCGAUCAUGUUGCCAGAUUCCUAAGGCGUAACUUCACCCACUCAUCUUUUUAUAGGGCAUACUUGGAAGAACCUUGUCUUUGGGUGGAGACAAAUAACACCACACUCAGCCUCCUUAGCUCAAACGCCGAACUAGCCUUGGGAUUUCUUCUGAUCAUAUCAUUGUUCUCGUGGAGACGCAACAUAAUUCAGACAUUCAUGUACUGGAACCUGUUGAAGCUGAUGUACCGUGCACCCGUAACAUCUAGCUAUCACCAGAGCACAUGGGCGAAAAUCGGGCGAACUGUCAACCCGUACAUCCAUCGCUAUGCUCCGUUCCUCCAAACGCCCAUCUCUACGAUCCAACGAUGGUGGCUCCGGUAGAAGAUGGCACAGGAGGAUGAAAUGAGAUCUCACAUAUGUAUUCUGUCGGAGAGGGAGGGAGAAAAAGGCAUAUAUCUACUUGUAUUGACCUUACUAGGGAGAAUAUAAAGUGGCCACACUCGGAACUCAAAACAUAGUGCAGCUGUGCCAUCUAUUUCAUGUUCGAGGUCAACUUGUAUAUUGAAUCUUGAUACCUCUUGUGUGCUGAGGUGUUGAAUCUACUUUAAAUCACAUGAACAUACAUUUCGUGCCUGCAUGCAUACACCUGGCCAAGGGCAAAUGCUGCUAAGUAUACUCCACUAGUAAUAAGUGCGUGACUAAUUAUUUUUUCUAA
Brachypodium distachyon (stiff brome) is the source of this 1527-nucleotide messenger RNA. Its product is annotated as transmembrane protein 33 homolog. The coding region runs from base 117 to 1193 and encodes 358 amino acids. Gene Ontology annotation, biological process: endoplasmic reticulum tubular network organization; membrane organization. Gene Ontology annotation, cellular component: endoplasmic reticulum; membrane. The transcript has 9 exons. The record is from RefSeq and is a predicted model, not a curated record. NCBI's taxonomy places the organism in Eukaryota, Viridiplantae, Streptophyta, Magnoliopsida, Poales, Poaceae.